AUGAUUGCAAGGGCGCUAGUGACUGCGCUGCUGUGGAGCGCGUGUGUCGCCGGUUUGGCGCCGCUCACUAUCUCCGCCGAUGAUGACUGCGCGUUGUACCUCACGGGCCCCGGACGUUCAUCAGCCUACGACUACAGUCUUAAUUUACUAAAAGGCAACUUUGGUUAUGAAGGCCAACACACCUGCAUUACUUAUGAAGCUAUCAACCAGGCGUACCUUGAAGCGAGGAACAGGAUUCUUGUGGCCCAGCCGAAGGGUGACUGGAAACCAGAAGACUUUGCGAGUGUCGGCGAACUGGUUUUGGAUAUCUCGAUUCAACUGGCAAGAACAUAUGGCCUGACAUACGAGGAGAUUGAGAAGGGGCUGCCUCUGAUUGACACAUCCCGUACAUUAAUCCGAGAAGUGUGUCCGCCCGUGUUUUCCCACGUGGAGUGCCGCGCGGGGAAGUACCGCCGACUCGACGGAUUAUGUAACAAUCUGCAGCAUCCCACAUGGGGCGCCACUAUGGCUCCAUUCCAAAGAUUAAUAGGGCCAUUAUUCUCUGAUGGCAUCAAUGCGCCUCGCAUCUCGCAUUCUGGCCGAGACCUGCCGCUGUCUCGUGUUGUAUCGCGAACUAUGCACCCGGAUGAAGGUUUUCACGAUCACGCCGGAACUGUCAUGGUCAUCGCUUGGGGACAAUUCAUGGACCACGACUAUACGCUUACUGGCACACCUCUUGACCCGAUUAACCGUAACGACCCCGAAGAAUGCUGCAAACGACCAUCACAUCUGAAACAUCCUUAUUGUAACGAGAUCAGAAUACCCGAAGAUGACUACUUCUACCGUCUCUUCGGUGUGAAGUGUAUGGACUUUGUGCGUGGUUUCCCCUCACCAAGACCGGGUUGCCGUCUAGGAUCGAGAAAUCCAUUCAACACUUUAACUGGCGUUAUAGACGGAAACACCGUAUAUGGAGUCACCGACAAGUUCUCUAGAAAACUGCGUACCGGAUAUGGCGGUCUAUUGAGAAUGAACCCCGUCUUUAAAGAGUACGGCCUUAAAGACCUGCUUCCACUAAAACUCGACAUUCCUGACGAAGGUUGCACCCGACCGAACAAAAACAUGUAUUGUUUUGAAGCUGGUGAGAUCCGUGUGAAUGAGCAGUUAGUGCUAACAGUAAUGCAUACAUUAAUGGCGCGUGAGCACAACCGAGUUGCAGAAGGCUUAGCAGCCGUUAACCCUCACUGGGAUGAUGAAACCCUUUUCCAAGAAGCCCGAAGAAUUAAUAUUGCUGAAAUACAACACAUUACGUACAACGAGUUCCUGCCAAUCUUACUAGGAAAGGACGUUAUGGAAAAAUUCGGUUUGGUGCUAGAGAAACAGGGUUAUUGGGAUGGUUAUGAUCCGGAAGUUAAUCCUGAUGUGCUCGCAUCGUUCGCUGCCGCUGCAUACCGAUUCGGACAUUCGUUAUUACCAACUGCUGUAGAGAGAUGGUCAAAAGCUCACAAGUUUAUUGCAUCAAAAAGGCUGUCCGAUCUCAUUCGUAGACCCUACGAUUUAUAUAGAGCUGGAGUUUUAGACGAAUACGUAAUGGGCUUAAUGAAUCAAGUAGCACAAGCUAUGGAUGAUUCCAUAACCCAAGAAGUUACAAACCAUCUCUUCAAGAAAGUAGGUGCGCGAUUCGGAAUGGACCUGGUGUCCUUAAACAUGCAAAGAGGACGUGAAUUCGGUCUGCCCGGUUACAUGGAGUUCAGGAAGUUCUGUGGGUUAUCCGGAGCUGAUACGUUCGAGGAUCUGUUCGGUUCAAUGCCUAACGAGACUGUACGAAAAUAUCAAACUAUAUUUGAACAUCCAAUCGACGUGGAUCUGUGGUCUGGUGGAGUAUCAGAGCGACCUCUCCCAGGCUCAAUGUUGGGACCCACUUUUGCUUGCAUUAUCGCUACACAGUUUUCUUACUCUAGACGUGGUGAUAGAUUCUGGUUUGAGCUGCCUAACCAACCUUCAUCUUUCACGCCCGAACAGCUAUCGGAAAUCAGGAAGUCUCGUCUUGCACGUGUCAUUUGCGACAACACCGAUAUUAUUGACACUGUUCAAUUAUAUCCUAUGGUUUUACCCGAUCACGAAUUAAAUCCGCGUGUUCCUUGUAGAAGUGGCAUUAUACCGCAAAUGGACUUUAGCAAAUGGGCGGACCCUGUUCCGUUUCACGGUCCGGCGAAACAAUUUGUAACUGAUGCAGUUACUACAACGCAAAAAAUUCAAAACACACUAUUAAAACAUUUAGAUAGUAUAAAUGCCAUCGAAAAUAGUGUAAAAUACCAAGACAGUGCUAAUAAUAACAACCUUGAAAAAGUUAUCUGUAAAAAUAUUACAUUAGAGUUAGACAUAGGGAAUGUAACGAACGUUCCUGUAAAUAAUGUUACCGCAAACUCAGUGCUAACACAAUCAAAGCAUGAUAAUGUAAAUAUGGAACCCUAUAUUAAUAAAACCAACGAUGAAUUCAAAACUUUAUUAGAUGAAAAAAAUCAAGAUACAAUAUUAAAAUAUGUUUAUAAGAAAAAUGACAAGGUAAACAAAACACAAAAGAUGAAUGGGCAUUUUCUAAAUAAAUUAAAAAGGAAGAAAAGGUCAGUAACUUCAGCCAAUAUAAAUAUCGCUAACGAAAAUAAAGCUCAUCCGGUACUUGUUGAUUAUGUGACAUCACAUCAAACAAAUGAUAGAAAAGAGUUACUAUUACCUAUAAUACAAACUAAAAACAAUGUACAAAGAUCUAAUUUAGCAGAUUAUAACAUUGAAACAUUACAUAGUGACGUUACAAAUCCUAUUAAUCUACGUAAAAAUCAUAAUCUCAAAUUCAAUAAAAUGAAUAAUCGUAAUGAAAGAGUAAAAGCUUUAAAUUUAUAUCCAGAUUCUAAAAAAAAUAGCAGUCAUGAUAAAGCUAAUCAAGAUGCUGUUAUUAAUAAACAUUACGCAGAAGGCGUUGUAAACACGGAGAAUAAACAUCAACUAAAAAACGAAGAAAAUUUUGACAAUUCUCUCGAAAACAAAAAAAAUCCAGAUUAUAUAAGCAAUAGCGAAAGUGUUGAAAAAGAUAUACUAAACACUUCAAAUAGUUCUUAUGAAAGUGAUGAAAUACGGGACAGGGACGAAAAAAAAUAUUUUAUGCCUUUACAACUUAAGAAAUACUCCAGUGUUGAAAAUCAGGACAACGAUACAUCUAUAGAGAGAAACAGUGAACAAGACCAAGAUAAUACAGAAGAAUCUAUUGAAUUGCAAGAAGACCAUCCAAAACAACAAGACUUCAAUCAUUUUAUUCGUGAUCAAAAACAUGUGAUAAAUGAACAGUUAGAACAUCCGAAGGACAUAAACGAUCGUACAUCUAAGUCUAACGAAGAGCCUGUAAAACCUCUAGAACAAUUUAAACCGAGCUUAUUUAAAAGCGACAGUGAUGAAAGUACGAAUACAGAAAGUAACGAGAGCUAUGCGGUUUCAGAUUCAAUAGAAGAGACAAAACAUAAACAAAAGGAAAAACAAACACACAUUAAUGACGAAGAAGUCAAACCUGUAGUAGAACUUAAUAUAGAGAGUAACGAAUCAAGUGAAGAAAUUCCUGAUGAGCUUAAUAAUUCAAACUCAAAAGGCAACGACGAACUGGUAUCUAUUACUAAUAAUAACUUCUAUGAAAGUAAUGACAGAAUAUCAUCACGGAGUGAUGACUUGGAUAAAAUAAAUGUAAAACAACAAUUUGAAAGAAUCCCUUUGGAUUACAAUCAUGCAAAAAAAGAAAAUAAAGACAACAAUUAUGAAAGUCAUAAAGCCAAGAUUCCUCAUAAUUUUGCAGAAACUCCAGAUAAUGUUAAAAGUAUAAAAGGUACAUUAGACACAUUAUCGCCAAAAGAACAUAAAUACGAUGAUAAGUUAAAUAUAAAAUUCCAUGACUUAACGAUAAAACUGCCUGAAAUAAAACUACCUGAAGAUAUUUUAGCUUACGCCUAUGAAGAACCUACGAAUGAGAAUGAUCUGCAUAAGGAUAACAAAAAAGAAAAAACAAUAUAUGAUGAUAAUGAUAAAAAUUCACACGAAAAUAAAAAUAACGAAGAAAAGUAUGAAUAUGAAUUUUAUAAACCUAAUACGGAAUAUGAUUACAGAAACAGAAAUGGGGAAAUAAAGAACAACGACCAGGAUGAAGAGGAUUUGUAUGACAAAUUUGUACGAGAAAGGUUUGGUAAGGACUCUUUAAGAAAACGAUUGGAAAAGAAUCAAAAACAUAAGCAAGAAUCAGGUGACGCAAAACUUCAAAAUAAAAUUAAAAACAUUCUUAAAAAGACUGAAGAUGUACAAAAACAAGCCGCACAAAGUGGAGAUCCUUAUGCUAAUUACAUGUGGACACUUGAAUAUGGAGAAAAUCUUUAA
Parnassius apollo (apollo) is the source of this 4386-nucleotide messenger RNA. The record is from the annotation of a GenBank genome assembly. Lineage: Eukaryota; Metazoa; Arthropoda; Insecta; Lepidoptera; Papilionidae.